Messenger RNA from Tupaia belangeri chinensis (Chinese tree shrew), 2483 nucleotides. It is a transcript of the gene ME1, whose product is annotated as malic enzyme 1. The record is from RefSeq and is a predicted model, not a curated record. Gene Ontology annotation, cellular component: mitochondrion. Lineage: Eukaryota; Metazoa; Chordata; Mammalia; Scandentia; Tupaiidae. Gene Ontology annotation, molecular function: malate dehydrogenase (decarboxylating) (NADP+) activity; NAD binding. Gene Ontology annotation, biological process: malate metabolic process; pyruvate metabolic process.
GACUUGGCUUUUUCCCUGGAAGAGAGACAGCAGUUGAACAUUCAUGGACUAUUGCCACCUUGCUUCAUCAGUCAAGAGAUCCAGGUCCUUAGAGUAAUUAAAAAUUUUGAGCGUCUGAAUUCUGACUUUGACAGGUAUCUUCUGUUAAUGGAUCUUCAAGAUCGAAAUGAAAAACUCUUUUAUAGAGUGCUAAUGUCUGACAUUGAGAAAUUCAUGCCUAUUGUGUAUACACCCACUGUGGGUCUGGCUUGCCAACAAUAUAGUUUAGUGUUUCGGAAGCCAAGAGGUCUCUUUAUUAGUAUCCAUGAUCGAGGACAUAUUUCUUCCAUCCUUAAUGCAUGGCCAGAAGAUGUUAUCAAGGCUGUUGUGGUGACUGAUGGAGAACGUAUUCUUGGCCUGGGAGACCUUGGCUGUAAUGGAAUGGGCAUCCCUGUGGGUAAAUUGGCUUUAUAUACAGCUUGCGGAGGGAUGAAUCCUCAAGAAUGUCUGCCAGUCACUCUGGAUGUGGGAACAGAAAAUAAGGAGUUACUUAAAGACCCACUGUAUAUUGGACUACGGCAGAGAAGAGUAAGAGGUCCAGAAUAUGAUGAUUUUUUGGAUGAAUUCAUGGAGGCAGUUUCAUCCAAGUAUGGCAUGAAUUGCCUUAUUCAGUUUGAAGAUUUUGCCAAUAUGAAUGCGUUUCGUCUCCUGAACAAGUAUCGAAACCAGUAUUGCACAUUCAAUGAUGAUAUUCAAGGAACAGCAUCUGUUGCAGUUGCAGGACUCCUUGCAGCUCUUCGAAUAACCAAGAACAAACUCUCUGAUCAAACAGUACUAUUCCAAGGGGCUGGAGAGGCUGCCUUAGGGAUUGCACACUUGAUUGUUAUGGCUAUGGAAAAAGAAGGCUUACCAAAGGAAAAAGCCAUCAAAAAGAUAUGGUUGGUUGACUCAAAAGGAUUAAUAGUUAAGGGACGUGCUUCCUUAACUCAAGAGAAAGAGGAGUUUGCUCAUGAACAUGAAGAAAUGAAGAACCUAGAAGCCAUUGUUCAAGAUAUAAGACCAACUGCCCUCAUAGGAGUUGCUGCAAUUGGUGGUGCAUUUUCAGAACAAAUUCUCAAAGAUAUGGCUUCCUUCAAUGAACGGCCUAUUAUUUUUGCUUUGAGUAAUCCAACUAGCAAAGCAGAAUGCUCUGCAGAGCAGUGCUAUAAAAUUACUAAGGGGCGUGCAAUUUUUGCCAGUGGCAGUCCUUUUGAUCCAGUCACUCUUCCAAAUGGACAGACCCUCUAUCCUGGUCAAGGCAACAAUUCCUACGUGUUCCCUGGAGUUGCUCUUGGUGUUGUUGCUUGUGGACUGAGGCACAUCACAGAUAAGAUCUUUCUCACUACUGCUGAGGUUAUAGCUCAACAAGUGUCAGAUAAGCACUUGGAAGAGGGCCGGCUUUAUCCUCCUUUGAAUACCAUCAGAGAUGUUUCUCUGAAAAUUGCAGAAAAGAUUGUGAAAGAUGCAUACCAAGAAAAGACAGCCACAGUUUAUCCUGAACCGCAAAACAAAGAAGCAUUUAUUCGCUCUCAGAUGUAUAACACUGAUUAUGAUCAGAUUCUACCCGAUUGUUAUUCUUGGCCUGAAGAGGCUCAGAAAAUGCAAACCAAAGUUGACCAAUAGUAUAAUAGCCAGCAUUUCUAACUCCUUUUAUUUCUAACUCCUUGAAAUCUUUCAUAAUUUUUAAAGGUUGGAAUCUUUUGUAAUGAUUCAUAAUGUGCUUAGAUUAAGUUAAUUUUACCUUAAUAGUCUAAAAAUUUAUGAAAAGAUAUUAAUAUAAAUUAGGAUAAACAUUGUACUAGAUAAUUUUGCUUCAUUAGCACUCUGGUUAUUUAUGAUUUCUAUCUUAACUAUUCUGCCUAAGUCUUCUUUAAAAGCUGUUGUACCUAUUACUGAGACACUCAUCAUUUUUAUAUAGGAAACUAAUGGGAAGACCAAAAUUAGUAAUAAAUUGAUAUGAUAAACAUUAAAACCCAUAAUUAUUUUAUUAACCAUUUUGUUAAAUUUUGAUUUUUUUAAAAAAAAUAAAGACAGAAAUGAAUUUAGGCAUAGAUGAACUUUUGCUAAAUAGAAACAACACUACUUUGCUGCCUAGAGAAAAAUAACUUCUCAGGUGUUUUUAUUCCAGUCCUAGAUUAUAUUUGUCUUUUUUUUGUGUAUGUGUGCAACUGAAUUCUAACCAUUUUAAGAAAGAUCACAGCUGUUUACAAUGCCUUUUGCAGCCUUAGAUUUUAACAUUCUUUUGUCAUUGUUACAUCUUAUAAAGCUCUUACCACUUGGGUCCUUAGACAUCUUCCUGAGAACACCUUUACUUACUCCAGAACAAAUGCCCUGUCCUUCAUGGUGUUUGUGCAAGUGACCUCUGUCUGGAGGUUGUUAGCUUCAGUUCAGCACAGUUUGUGUGGUGAGAGAGGCUAGAACAAGAGUAGUUAAGAUCUUUGAGAAAAGGCUGCCUGGGGACCCCA